This is a messenger RNA of Salmo salar (Atlantic salmon), 1705 nucleotides long. RefSeq lists its product as uncharacterized. The record is from RefSeq and is a predicted model, not a curated record. Lineage: Eukaryota; Metazoa; Chordata; Actinopteri; Salmoniformes; Salmonidae.
CCAGGAGGCAGUCUCUGUUUGUAGGGGGAAGAAGGAGGGGAAUUUGAGGCUAGACGCCUAUUGCUGUCUCUGCUCAGACCAGUCACACCGUUCAGCCCAUUCUCUGACUGUGAUGGAGAUGACACCAGAUGGAGGAGCCUUAAAAAUUUCUCAGGUCCUGAGGAACCCACUGAAAACCCUGGUGCCUGUCAAUGCCAGCAGGAACAGAGUGGUGGACAAGCAGAUGGAGGUCCUUGUCUUCUCCUGGAGGCGACGACAGAAUGGGAGGGCCCUGCUGCCCCCCAUGACCCACCCAGGCCAUGCCACCAAACCAUCCAGUGGUCCUCCCUGCAGCUCAGAGCCCCUGCCUUGGCUGAACAUGGGCUCCAAUUCCCUGAUGCCCUUCUACACUGUGGUGAAGCCCACCUGCGGCUACCGCUUCUCCAGGGAGGUAGACCACAAGCGCCGGCACAUCGGCAUCCCUGCCAGCAACCCAGUCAUGUGGAGGAGCUGCUAGGCAUGGUCUCACAAUAAACAUGAAGUAGCCUAAAGCUGCCCUGAAUUGACUAAAUUGUGUCAGAACGUUUCCCAGCUUGCCAAAUUAGUAUUUAAAUGAAAACCUACUGAAAUUCAAAGUUUGUAUCAUGAGUGAUAGGAAUAUGAAUUGUUUCUUAUGACUGACAUUAAAAUGUAGCACACAAGACCUUAUACAACCCCUUGAUGCUCUGUCAUAGUGGACAGUGUGUGUAAACAGAUCUCAUUGGCAGUUCCCACAUGCCCCUUCCCAAAGGGUAUUUAUAAAGACCUAAAGGCUUAGUACUAACACUGAGACCAAAACACCAGCAAACCGCAUUACCUAGUCCUAAAGUCUCUGUUUUGUGUCUGUCUAUUGCUCAUUGAUUGAUAAGCAAGUGGAUUAGCGAGGGGUUAGUUACUUUGUCAAAGACGCACAAAGUUCUGAUUGGCUGAUAAGGAGCUCUCAGCAUCCCUCUCAUUGCAAAACAUUGUUUGACUGUAAACUUUCGCUGGAUGUGUUCACACACAGAAGUUCUGUAUUGUGGAAUUAUUGUAUUUGCAGUGUUUUUCUUUUCUCAUCUUUUAUUUAGAUAAUUGUAUAGUAAAUAGUUUGCAGGCAGUAAAAUGAUGGGGAAUAACAGUGGUGUCUCUAUUGAAGGACUUGGAACCUGUGAGUAUCAUCAGUGGUACAGGAAAUUCAUAACGGAAUGCCCAUCUGGACAGCUCACCUUUUGCGAAUUCAAACAGUUAUUCGGCCUGAAAAACCUAUCUGAAGCUUCUAAGGCCUACAUCAUGUGCAUGUUUGAAAUGUUUGAUAUGAAUGACAUAAUAGUACUUUUUUCUCAAUCACUAAUGUUCAUAGUUUAUACAAUGCCUAUAGAACAUCUACACCACCCUUGGUCCAUCCAUGUCAUCAAUGAAGUAAACUAUGAGAUGUCAUCCGAGGACCUUACCAACAUGAUGUUUGACAAGAUUGAUAUCAAUGGUGAUGGUGAGCUGUCCCUGGAGGAGUUCAUGGAGGGCAUCCAGAAUGAUGGAAAGCUGCUGGAGACACUGACCGAGAGUCUGGACCUCAUACACCAUCAGCAAGAUCCAGGUCGAGAUGAACCCCUAUUGUUGCAGCACAAAAAGAUUUUAUGAGGAGUACGAGAGCGCCAAAGUGCAAGCGAGAGAGAGCGCCAGUACGCAGGACAGACUGCCCUCGCAGAAC